AUGAUGACACCACCAGGCAUCUGCGUGUUCUCGCCAGCCAAGUACCCAUGCUACUACUUAUCUGCAGCUAGUUACCACCCAAGCCAGACACAGACAGUCGCUGGUACACAAAAACAGGAGGCGCCAUCCACCUCAAGAGAACGAUGUGCUGUUGUUCUUACUGUUCUGAGUGUGUGUCUUUCGCUCCCUCCGGUUUUAGCAGCGACGGCCACCGAUAUCCCACUGGCCCGUUCACCGGCUGCAAUGGCUGUGUCCCCGGGCCGACGCUCUGCGCCCGCGCGCUCGGAGUCGCCCCCGCUGACCCCAGAGCGCACGACGCGAACCCUCGCGUUCGACUCGACGGCUUCCAGCGUCGCCGCGUCAGCGACGAGCGCGCGGGGUCCGAAACGACGCCGGCGAUUGGCUCAAAAUCGCGCUCGAGGUUGGGAUCCGAGGGUAUUAUUGACCAAUGAACACGAGGACGACCCCAACGAGUGUGCUGAGCAGGACGAUGGGAGACUGGGGAUGCUGGAAGACGGACUUCUGGAGCAGAGGAGGGACGGAGAGACGACGUCGCUCUCGUUCUCAAGCGGCGGAGGGAGGCGCGAAGGUCGUGGCCACGUGCACCACGUGCGGGACGGUCCCACGAGCAAGAGACGGGCCGAGAUGAGGGAGACGCUGAGACGUCGAGUCCGCAAGUGCAUCGAGCAGCACCACGUGGCGGCUGCGCUCUUUUAUGCCGACAAACUCGUGGCUAUAGGAGAUGAUGCUGAUGAUGCUGGAGGAGGGGGCAGAGCUGCUGGUGGUAGUGACGAGCACGACGUGCUGCUGUUUGCAGACGCGUGUUACUUGAAUCAAGAGUUUCAUCGCGCGAUUCAUGCGAUAAAGGGAGCAGGAUUGCUGGACGUGGACGGCGGCAAGCAGACUAGAAGGAAGUGGUCUCGUCAUGUGACGUUGCGCGCAGCUUGGCUGCUUGGAAAGUGCAUGCUGGCGGUACACCAGAAGAACGAGUGCUUGCAGGUUUUGAAAGCGGUGCUGCCUGAACGGGAGCAGGACGUUGUGCGGUUGGCCGAGAAUAUGCGGCUGGACACUGCGGUGGACGAGGCACAUGGGAUCAACGUGGUGUCGUCGUUGGCUCUUUUGAUGGGCGAGACGUUUGAGGCCAUUGGCAACCGCGAGAACGCAACGAUGUACUUUCGUACUGCGCUGCGCUGCGACGUGCACUGUUCGGAGGCAUUUUUUCAUUUAUUUGACAAACACAUGCUGUCGCCACAAGAAGAAAAGGAGUUUGUCGCAUCGCUGGACUUUUCGCUUGAUGAAACGAAGUUGCUGGAGCGUUUGUACUGGACGCACGUUGGAAAGUACGAUCCGAUACCGUCGAUUGACGCCAAAUUUACCGAGGUGGAACAGCAGUUUGGUUUCGCGAAAAAUCUCGACCUCAAUGUCACAAGAGCGGAGAUGUGUUAUUAUCAGCAUGACGUUCAGCAGGCGUAUGACGUAUGUGAAAGUAUGCGUGACCGAGAUCCGUUUAAUUUCCGCGUGAUUCCCGUGUACGUGUGUACGCUUGUGGAACUUGGCAAGAAGCGCGAGCUUUUCCAGUACGCACACCAAAUGGUUAAUGUCUACCCCACGAAAGCAUCGGCUUGGUACACGGUGGGCUGCUACUACCUACUGAUUCAGAAAUUUGAGGCUGCACAGCGCUAUUUUCACAAGGCGACAUCUCUUGAGCCAAGCUUCGCACCUGCGUGGAUCGCUUUUGGAAACUCGUUUGCAGCCCAGGAUGAAAGUGACCAGGCAAUGUCGUCGUACCGAACGGCGUCGAGUCUCUUUCCGGGAUCGCACCUGCCCACCUUGUAUAUCGGAAUGGAGUUUCUUCGUACGAAUAACUUGGUCCAAGCCCAAGAAUUUAUUCGCCAAGCAGGUGUUCUCUGCCCGUCGGACCCGCUCGUUUACAAUGAACUUGGCAGUGUCUAUUACAAGCAAAAAGAGUACUUUAAAGCGAUCGAGAUGUUCACGAAAGCUUUGAAGCUAUGCAAGGGUCUUCCUGAGCGACUCAUGGAAGCGUGGGAACCGACGCUGUAUAAUCUUGGAUACUCAUACCGCAAACUUCGAAAGUUUGACCAGGCUAUUCACUAUUUCCAAGGUGCACUCCGACUAUCACCUCGCAAUGCGUCAACACUUGCUGCGCUUGGUUUUACCUACCAUAUGAAGGGAAACCUGCACCAAGCCAUCGAGUUUUAUCAUCGGGCCCUCGCCUACGCCCCCGAAGAUGCUCUCGCGGGAUCCAUGAUAACUGUUGCGUUCGAAGAAUCGCUAGGUGCCGGGCUUGGCUCGCUCCCUGAGUUCGCUGAGCCACCACCGAGAGGCGGCCCUAAAACGAGUGGUCUCACCCCUCUUACUGCCCGUCGAGCAGCAAAAGCCAAUGCCGGCGCGAAUGUGUUUCGGCGCCUGGACCGAUCUUACAACAGUAUCGCAUGCAGUGCGAGGUCGAGCCUGGACUUCUCAGAAGACAGCUCAAUGCUGACAAUGGAUGAAGCCUGA
Molecule: messenger RNA, 2520 nt
Organism: Peronospora matthiolae
Lineage: Eukaryota; Oomycota; Peronosporomycetes; Peronosporales; Peronosporaceae
Source: the annotation of a GenBank genome assembly